CGCAUUUAUCCGCAGUCUUGUAAUGGUUUUGUUUCAAUUCCCAUAUACUGCCCUUGGAUCGAUCUCCCUCCAGUUGUCCCUUUGAGAACAAGCUGUUUCCGGGUGACAUCACUGGCGCCAACCUUAUUUUCACCCCAUAUCUGCCCAACUUUAUUUCGAGCUUCCAUCAUCCACAACAUCAUUGAAAAACAUUUCCUGUAUUAUUGCACUUAUAAUUAUCAAGUAUACCCCCAAACAUAAUAUCUAAUGGAUCAUCCAAAAAGACAAAUCUCCCACGUCAUCUAUCUCCUCACCGAGGGGUCUCCGGCAGACCAAAAAGACGCACUGGAUGCGUACUUCCUUCCCGACGCUGCAUUCAUCCACCCACUGUGUAGAGUACCCAGUUUCUCUCACUUCAAUCUUCCGCUUGUUGGAGAGAUCAAUUCAAGAUGGGUCAUCUGGAUGAUCUAUCGCUGGUACAAGAUUCUUUCUCCACGAAUUGUGCUCGAUGUCGAAUGUGACGAAUUCAAUCAAAAAUCAUCCAUCCUCUUCGUCGAGAUCCGACAGAUCUUCUCCCUCUUCUUCGUCCCAUUCUACAAGUCAGACGUACGACUCACCACCAAGCUGAAGCUCGUGCAUUCGGAAAACGAUGGGAAAUAUUAUAUCAAGUCCCAGGAGGAUCUGUACCAGACAAAUGAGGUGGUGAAGUUCUUUUGGCCGGGUGGAGCGACGAUCGUUUGGCUGUGGCAGUUGUUUGCUACAGGUCUGUGCAUAUUGGGGGCUCUGUUGCUGGCGCCGGUAACUUGGAUUGAGCAGAGGCAUGCGAAUCAUGUUAAUGGCGUUAAGAAGACUAUUUAGAGGUCGGUAGAAUCCAUGCUUGCAAUGGUGGAGAAGGGGCGGCGGCGUUGGUAAGGGUGGAGUUCGUGGGGUCAUGUGAGGUAGACACAGCGGGGUCAUUGGUUUUCUGGUGCUGGUUGGAGUGUCAUUUUUUUCGCAUGUUGAAGUGUACGAUCAAUUCCAUCUUCAUGAAACAUCGCACGACCUUAAAGAGGAUUCCAGAAGCUUUGGCUGGUCCACAAGUCCUUUUUCUUUUGCAGGAUAAGGUGACCGAAGCACAUCGUGCCUAGAAAAGGAUGCUGAGUUGGAAUAUUUUAUGAUUCUGCUGGAAAUGUUUCACAUGUCGUAAAAGCUCAUGGC
Cadophora gregata is the source of this 1176-nucleotide messenger RNA. RefSeq lists its product as uncharacterized. NCBI's taxonomy places the organism in Eukaryota, Fungi, Ascomycota, Leotiomycetes, Helotiales, Ploettnerulaceae. Bases 247 to 837 code for a protein of 196 amino acids. The record is from RefSeq and is a predicted model, not a curated record. The transcript has 3 exons.